AUGCAGUUAAGUCUGAGUCAUGCUGUGGGCAAGAGACAUUCUAUCAAUUGCACCACAACCGAUGAUCCUCUCCCUAUUCCACACAAAUUUUAUCAGCCAGGUGAUGUUGUCAUUGGUGGGAUUGUUUCUCAGGUUUUCUUUCUCCAUAAUAUCCUUUCUUUUGUGAAACAGCCUGCGCAGACACGUCUCGGUGAACCAAUUUCUGUGCCCAAGAACUACCAACAUGUCCUGGCCUUGGCAUUUGCUGUGAAGGAGAUCAAUGAGGAUCCACAAAUCUUACCCAAUAUCUCUCUGGGCUUCCAUAUCCUAAAUAGCUACUACACUGCAAGGAUGACCUUCAAGGCCAUCCUGAACCUCCUUUCCACACAGCACAGGUUUGUCCCCAACUUCAAGUGUCACAGCCAGAAUAAUGCGAUUGCUCUUAUUGGAGGUUGCCUCUCUGAAAUCUCUGCCAAUGUAGCUAUUCUUUCAGCAACUCAUAAGACACUGCAGCUCACCUAUGGAUCAUUUUUGCCACCACAAGGUGCCAAGAAGCAAAUGCCCUUUUUGUACCAGAUGGUUCCAAACGAAGCACAGCAAUACCUGGGAGUCUUGCGACUACUUCAGCAUUUCAGGUGGAUGUGGAUUGGGCUUGUAGCUGUGCACGAUGACAGAGGGAACAGGUUCUUACAGACCAUGGUACCAAUGCUUUCCCAGCAUGGAAUCUGCUAUGAAUUCAUUCUAAGGUUCCCAAAAUUGGCUUAUAUGGAUGAGAUGAUUGACAUGGCUUGGAAGGACAGGAAGAGGUUUGAAAUUGCCUUUGAGAGCAAGGCCAAUGUUUUCUUUGUAUAUGGAGAACCUCCAUCAUUUCAAAUAUUGAGAAUAUUGCUGUUGGUAGCACCUAUCUUGGGAUUGCCACCACUGGGUAAGCUCCAUCACUUUCUAAGCAGCAUCUGGUUCAACAACACUGCUGGAGACACUGUGCAUUUUAAUGAAAAUGGAGAGCUGGUUGCUGAGUUUGAUGUUACCAACUGGCUGAUGUUCCCCAAUGGCUCCAUUGCUAGAGUGAAAGUUGGGAGCCUGGACCCCCAGGCUCCUGCAGGCCAAGAGUUAACUAUUGAUGAUGACCAAAUCAGGUGGCAUACAAGCUUUAAUCAGGCUCUGCCUCUUUCUGUAUGCAGCAACAACUGCUAUCCAGGUUACAGCAGGAAAAAGAAGGAGAGGGAGCCAUUUUGCUGUUAUGACUGUACUGCAUGUCCGAAGGGAAUGAUCUCCGACAGGAAGGACAUGGCAACCUGCAUCAAAUGUCCAGAACAGCAGUAUCCCAAUAAUGAACAAACGCAGUGCCUCCCCAGGAUUCCCAGCUUCCUCUCCUAUGGAGAAACUCUUGGGAUCAUCUUGACCACAUUGGCUCUUUCCUUCUCCUUCAUCACAGCGCUAGUGUUUGGACUCUUUCUGAAGCACAAGGACACCCCAAUAGUUAAAGCCAACAACCGAAGCAUCACCUACAUCCUCCUCAUCUCCCUCCUUCUCUGCUUCCUCUGUCCCUUGCUCUUCAUUGGGAAACCAGGAGAGGUGACCUGCCCUCUCCGACAAAUCAUUUUCAGCACAAUCUUCUCUGUGUCCCUUUCCAGCAUCUUGGCCAAAACCAUCACUGUUCUUCUGGCAUUCAUGGCAACCGCUCCUGGGUCCAGGAUGAGGAAAAGGAUGGGGAAAGGACUUGCCACAUCAAUUGCCUUUUGCAGCUCCUUGGUUCAGGCAGCCAUUUGUACAGUCUGGGUGAGCACGACCCCUCCUUUCCCAGAUGUGGACACACACUCACUGGAUGGGAAAAUCAUUCUGGAAUGCAAUGAGGGCUCUAAUGCCAUGUUUUAUUGUGUCUUGGGAUACCUAAGCUCCCUGGCAAUUGCCAGUUUCAUUGUGGCUUUCUUAGCCAGGAAGUUACCUGACAGUUUCAAUGAGGCCAAAUUUAUCACCUUCAGCAUGUUGGGUUUUUGCAGUGUUUGGUUCACUUUUUUUCCAUCCUACCUGAGCACCAAAGGGAAAUAUGUAGUGGCUGUGGAGAUCUUCUCCAUUCUGUCUUCCAGUGCUGGGCUGCUGGGUUGCAUCUUCGGCCCUAAAUGCUACAUUAUUGUUCUCAGGCCUGAAAUGAACAGCAGGGAGCACCUAAUCAGAAGGAAAAAGUGA
Molecule: messenger RNA, 2166 nt
Organism: Varanus komodoensis (Komodo dragon)
Lineage: Eukaryota; Metazoa; Chordata; Lepidosauria; Squamata; Varanidae
Product: vomeronasal type-2 receptor 26-like
Exons: 7
Coding region: 1-2166 (721 amino acids)
Biological process (GO): G protein-coupled receptor signaling pathway
Cellular component (GO): membrane
Molecular function (GO): G protein-coupled receptor activity
Source: RefSeq, a predicted model, not a curated record